AUGAUCCAUGGGUAUCGGAAUUUCUUAACAGCCAAAAUUAGAUCCGGAUUCAAGCGCAGGAACACUUACAUUCAAGCAAACCAUAUUUGUAGCAAAGUUGUCAAAGAAGGAACACAUGUCCUUUUCCUUCAUUUUGGGUUACCCAGAACAGAGUUCUAUGCCAAAGAAUUCCUGCGGAAGUCAGCUGCCGUUUACUAUCAGAUCCCAAAGAAAAUGGAAAAAUUUAUCCCGUCUGCUUUGAUGGUAAGCGGAAAAGUUCGGGACUGUAUAGCGAAGUAUGGGGACUCUCGUGCCAUUGAGGACUCUCUCAGCAGUUUUGCAGGGCGUGUACAAAGUUACUUGAAUACUCUCGUACCAGAGUUCGAUCCUGUGACGUGUUCAAACGCCUUUCUUUUUGAUGAACCGUCUAUCGAACAAGAGUUGAUAAACGUUGGUAGGAGCGGUUGCUCUCACAUCGUUUUGGUUCCGUUCUAUGCACAUUUCUCAUGUGCACAUUCUGGAUUUCUUCUCAAUGAGACUGCGAGAGUCCUCCAGAAGUUCACUAAACCAGCAUUCUUGAAUGGUAAAGAAGUUCAUUAUGAAAGAAUUGUACCGAAUUCGAGUAACUCCUUCCACGUAUCUGUUCUGCAUCGGUGGAGCAGUCACUCUGUUGUGAGCGAGAGAGGUUAUAACAGCAAAGAUCACCGUCGAUCUGUGUGGUCAACAUGCGAAAGAGUCAUGUCUGGUUUGAACGAUCGAUUUCCCUGGCGCCUUGGCUUUUUCAAUGCAUGGGAUCAGUGGGAUUUACCAGUAGGGGAUUCAUUAGCAAUGCAGGUUCGUCUGUAUUUUUGUUGCAUUCACUUUCGUGCUGUUGAAUUGCCCACGGGAAAACGCAUAGCGAUAGUUCCGAUCAGUUCACUGCUUCCCGAUUUCGACACGUUGUCGGUUCUUCCAAGUAUAACUCAGUCAUCGGACAAAUCCAUUCUCAUUCAACCCGAGGGCGGCGACGCAGUGCUACUCGAGGGAGUGGCCGAGGCCAUCAAGAACCACUUGCUAGGUAGAAGAAGCGCUCAACUGAGAAGUCGUUGCAACUGGUGUCGGAACAGACACUGCGAAGAAAUGCGAGCGAUGCUCGACGAUACAAAUGUGCCUUAUUUCGAGCUCAAUUUAUCCCAAGACUAUAGUGAUUGA
Messenger RNA from Angiostrongylus costaricensis, 1170 nucleotides. Lineage: Eukaryota; Metazoa; Nematoda; Chromadorea; Rhabditida; Metastrongylidae. The record is from the annotation of a GenBank genome assembly.